CGGGGAGGGCACCGGAAGUAAAGGGCAGACAAUCCUUGUCCCUCUUCCUUUUCCACCAAUCAGAACUCACUUUCCCCAUCUGCCAUCUUUUCCCCCUCUAUCCUCACCCGAGCAUCUUCACCUCUGCAACUAGAAGGACCUUCACCAAAUCUUCACAUAUCGAGUUUAAAAACUCCACCAUCGUACUCCCCUCGUCUCCACGAACCCAACCAUACAACCAGAUCGUGAAACGGACGAGUUUUGACUCGUCAACUCGGAAGGUCCGACUCGGACAAGUUUAUUCCGACAUGAUCCCGGCCGAGUCACGACGUUUUGAAGGUUGUAGGAGCUUCCUUACAACUCCCCAAGGCUCAUAGGACAAGUUUGAAGAAGAAACAACCUCGAAAACACACUGUUUCGAGGAGUGAAGUUUUGGUUGCCUGUAACCAUUUACUUGUUUGCCUACGUAUAUUUUCUUGUUCAUUCAGAACUCUAUGAAAUAGAAAUACUUUGAAACUUAAAGUCUAUAAGUUGUUUUCCUUGUGCGCGCGACCGAUAUUGCUGAGGCAGUGGUUUGUGGUUGCAAAGCUUGGAGACUUAAUCAUUCAAGAAUCGAAGUUCUUGCAUGGAGUCAGCUAUCAAGUUGAGGCUGCACAAAUUGAGCUACAAUUAGUGCAGGGUUUUCUGAAAGAUGCACAUGUAAGGCAAGGAGAUGAUGAAACGGUACAUAUUCUGGUCGCGAAAAUUAGAAAUGCUGCUUAUGAUUUGGAGGAUGUCAUAGAAAUUUUUGUCCUCCAAGUGGCCUCGAAGAGGGAAGGAGGUAUUAAGAACGUUCUGAAAAGGUUUGGUUGUGUGCUGAAGGAAGGAGUUGAUCUUCACAAAAUUGGCUCAGAAAUUGAGAAAAUUACCACCCAGAUUUCCAAUUUCAGGUCAAGCUUGCAAAUGCAUAACAUCAUGGAAAUAAGGGACUCUAGAGGAGCCACUUCUUUGUAUGAGAGGCAGCAACAACUAAGAAGAAGCUAUUCUCAUAUUAUUGAUGGUGAUGUUGUCGGGUUAGAAGCUGACAUACGAAAAUUGGUUAUGCAUUUGGUGAAGAAAGAGCCCAGACACCAAGUUGUUUCUAUCUGGGGAAUGGGGGGGUUUGGGUGGGGAAUGGGGGGGUUUGGGAAAGACAACUCUUGCAAAACAGAUUUAUCGCCACAAUGAAGUUAGACGCCAUUUUGGCAGCUUUGUUUGGGUAUGUAUCUCUCAACAAUGUUUGGGAAGAACUUUUAAUUAAACUUCUUUCUGCUACCACCGUGCAAAGAGAAGAAAUUGCAAAAAUGAAAGAUGAUGAAAUAGCCAAGAGAAUUUAUCUUCUACAGCAAGAACAUAGAUGUUUGGUUGUCAUCGAUGAUAUUUGGAGCAUCGAGACAUGGGAGUCUUUGAAAGCUGCAUUUCCAUUAAAUCAGAGAACAGAAUCUUCGGAAGAGAAGAAAUAACCUCGGAAGUUUUCGGAAGGAUGAAAGAAAUAGGAAAGAAGAUGCUUCAACAUUGUGCCGGGUUGCCAUCAGCUGUCAUUGUGAUUGCAGGACUCCUUGCUAGAAAGGAUACAAUUGAAGAGUGGGAUACAGUGCUUAACAAUGUUUAUGCAUACAUAAGAAGAGGCAAAGGCCAUGAACAAGAAUGCAUGAGUACAUUGUGGGUGUUGUCAUUGAGUUAUGAUAACUUACCCUAUCACUUAAAAUCAUGCUUUUUGUAUUUAGGCAUUUUCCCGGAAGAUUUUGAGAUACCAGUGAAAAGAUUGACUCCACUGUGGAUGGCAGAAGUUUUUAUAUCUAUGCCACUACAACAAACACAAGGUUUAGUAGAAACAAUGGAGGACAUAGCAUACAACUACUUAAAUGAACUGGUGGACAGGUGUGUGGUUCAAAUUGGGGAACAGGGUUCUGUUAGAAAGAUCAAGUCUUGUCGUCUUCACGAUCUUAUGCGGGACUUGUGUUUGAUAAAGUCAGAAGAGGAGGGCUUUCUCCGAAAUGUCAAAUCACUGCACAGAAGUGAGACUAUGUAUUCUCCUCCUUCUCUGAUGAUAGCCAAGGCAAUACCAACGGGUAAGAUUCGAAGACUUGCCAUCUGCUUGGAUGAAAAUGUUGAUAAAUUAGUUCCAUCAAGUUAUGAAAGUUGAUAAAACGGUUGCCAUCUUCCCUGGGCAAUUUGAUACUUUUGCAAACUCUGAAUCUUCGCUUUCGUAAUAGGUCGGAUAUGUUACCAAAUGUAUUUUGGAAGAUGGUGCAACUGAGGCAUUUGUAAUUACACAUGUAUUACACCGCACGUGGUAAUAGACUACACCUAUCUACUCUUCACAAUUUGCAGACUUUAAAUUAUGUUUCGAGUCGCUGUUGUGAGUUGAAUGAUCUUGCUGGAUUAACCAGUCUCAGAAAACUGGCCAUACAAUUGGCAAGCCCCUUGAAAAAUUUGGAGGAAACCUUGAAAGGUAUAAGCAACACACUCAAUGGCAUUCGAUCUCUAUAUGUGCACAACUUACUUGGAACUGACAGUGGCACGGAGGUAACACAAAUAGUAUUCAGUUGUCGUCAUGUGUACAAGCUGAAAUUGAAUGGUCGAACAGUAGAGUUACCUGGAGACCUUCAGCACUUUCCAAACUUCACUAAGUUAUCUCUGUGCCGGUGUGAUCUCAACGACAACCAAAUGGCGGUACUAGCGAAGUUGCCAAAUUUGAAAAUCCUAUGCCUAAUGGAAGAAACUUUUGAGAGUUCAAUUUCGGACACACUGGUUUUCUCCAACGAAGGCUUUCGUCGUCUUGAAUGUCUUUCCCUUAUUUCUAUGUAUGAGUUAAAGGACUUGAAGGUGGAAAGAGGAGCCAUGCCGAGCCUCCGCCGAUUGUUCAUACAAGCUUGCUACAGAUUGACCGAAGUUCCAAACGGGCUGAGGUAUCUUACUACGCUCAGGGAGUUGAGCUUCGUAAGGAUGUCUACGACAUUUCGUAACAGGCUUCAGGUAGGAGGAGAGGAUUUCGAUAAAGUCCAACUCGUGCCUUCCGUUGUAUUUGCCAACAUGGUGGACAGUUCUGAAGUCGCGAAAUUCCAAUCACGACAGCGGAGAUCGCAUUCUGCCCAAGACUCUCCUGGUAUUUCAUUUUGCAAUCCAGUUUUUUCUUUUAUAAUACGUAUAAUUUUGAUCUAAUUCAUUCCAGGAAAAAACAAGAAAAAAUAGACGCUUUAGUUCGGUACUCAAGCAAGGUUAAUUGGCGCCUACAGUUUCAGAUUUGGUGCUUCUGGAUGCGCAACAUGGUGGUGCCAAAAUUGUUUGAAUGGAAGCUGCAUGACUUUACGUGUGAUUGUUUGCAACUGCCUACUUCGUUAAUGUUUAUGCCAUCUUCGAUCGGCUACAAAUUUUGUUCAAAUUUUUAGUUGGUAUCUGAUCUUCAAGUUCAAAAUUGGCUACUAAUUAGCGCUUAAUCUAGUGAUUUAUCAUUCGGUCUUUCCAGCAUUGUAACAAGUAGUGAGUUCAAAGUUUUUCCUCCUCCGUCCGUGGAGAAAGGAAAUUGACUGGAAUUUGUGGUGGUGGCUUCGAGGCUUCCAGUUCACGGUGGUGGUAUGAGAUUGAAAGGAGUGAUGGGAAGAAUGAAUUUGAGAUGUGGCCGGGUGAUCUGUGAUUGUCGUAGGUUCUUAACUUUUAUUAUAUCAAUGUAGAUUGUCUCACGAAAUAAUAAUAGAGCCUUUUCUAAACAUUUGUAAUUUGUAAUUUAAUUAGAAAAUACUUUGUUCGAAUAUAGGAGUUGCUAAGAAUAAAAUUCGAGAAAAAAAAAAAACCGAUUGUAUGUAAAACAAUAAAAUAUCUCAAGAAGUUAUGCAAGGGCAUCCGUACUAUUAUUCAGGUCGGCUAUGUCCAACCCAUUUGGGUAGAAGGACGGUUCUACAUACGAGUCCAUAAGGCAGAGCGACGGAGCACUCCAGGCCCAAGUAUUUAAAAAAUCCCAUCGCCCUUACCGCCGCCGUUGGAUUAUCAACCAAUGAUCCUGAUCCAACGGUGGACAUUGAGACAUGGAUGCUUAUCUAGAACUAGCAGAUCCCUUAUCCUACGCGCACUCUCUGAACCCUUUUCCCACUUCACUCUCAUGGCAGCUGAGCUACAGCCACCGGAAGCUCCAAUCACCGCCGGCCCGACAAUUCCAGCCACCACAACGACACAGCUGAUAAAUACAGAAACAUCCUUAACUGCCAUAACGGCAAUAGCAACCACAACGGCCGUACACGCCGCGGAGAACCACGGCCAAUUGGGCCCCAAACGGCAGCGACGCCCCAGCGUCCGAUUAGGCGAGAUCGGCGACCAGCCUGCCGCUACUGGCGCAUUUGAAUCACAUAUGCGACGAGCCAGGCCCGGCUGGAGGCUCCCCAAGGACUCCAAAUCGGUCAAGGCCCGGUCAAUCAUCAACCUCGUCAACGGCAACGAGUCCAACGAAAUGACGCCGCCCGAUGAGAGGAACCAAAAUGGCGACGGAGGGUUCGAGUUCGGGAGCCGGAGAGUCAAGGCGAAGCGAGCCACGGGGACCAAGAGGAUCCGAUCGAAUUGGGCUUCCAAUUCGAAGCUCGACGACGGCGAUAGCAGAGAGGAGGGAGGCGAGUGGUUCAGCGCGGAUCCCGAUCAGGAUAGUCCGGUGAGGGGCAGCACUCCGGUGAACUCGGGGGACGACGCGGGGGAGGAUAUGUGGGAUGGGCAGAGGAGGAUGGCAGGAAAUUGGGCUAGGGCGUCGGUGAGCAGGGAGAACGAUGCCGUUGAGGCGGAUAACAUGCCGGAGUCGAAUUGGAGUGGAGUGAGGUCGUGGCUGAUAGAAUUGGGGCUGAGCCGGUACACGCCGGUGUUCGAGAUACACGAGGUGGACGACGAGGUGCUGCCGAUGCUGACGUUGGAGGAUCUUAAGGAUAUGGGUAUUAACGCCGUCGGUUCACGGCGGAAAAUGUACGCCGCCAUCCAGAAGCUCCGGAAGGGGUUCUCGUGAGUCUGGCUUUCCUUGUUCUUUUUUCUUGUUUUUUUGGUUUAGUAGAAUAGUGUAAUCCUUUUGUUCUUACAAUAACAUAAUCACAAGAAUGAUAAUCAUAGUUUGUGUUGUAACAUUACCUAUUUGUUCAUCUUUUUCUACUUUAAUUGUUGUUUUCCCAUCAACGCAAUGGGAGUUUUCUGUAGUUUUUGAGCUAGAGUUUCGACUUAUAGUUUGUUGAUGUAACACUACCAUAUUUUGAUUCGAAUAAAGUUUAUGUUAAAUGAGUAGUUUGGAA
This is a messenger RNA of Malus domestica (apple), 5255 nucleotides long. Lineage: Eukaryota; Viridiplantae; Streptophyta; Magnoliopsida; Rosales; Rosaceae. The record is from RefSeq and is a predicted model, not a curated record.